UUGUAUGCCCAUGGGUGGAGAAGCACUGAAUGCUGGGAUGAGGGCCAGGCAACUAAGGGAGACAGAGUACACAACACAGUACAAGUUAAACCAGAGCUCCCAGUGCGGUGCUUGCAGGGGUGUCUUCCGCCCUCAGAGAGCGUAGCUAAGCUCAGAGCACUUUACCUUAAGCGAGGUCAGAUCUGUAAGAAGCUUGUUUCCAGUAUGAAUCAACAACUCACUCUAAUGGUGGAAUGGGCAAAGAAUCUGCAGGAAUUUCAGCGAUUACCACUCGGUUCCCAAAUAGCUCUGCUUAGGCAUUUCUCUGCACAACAUUUGGUGAUGUGCGCAGCAUUUCGAAGUAUUCAUCUCAAUGAUGCUGUUUGUUUGACAAACGAGACCUGCCUGCCAAGGGACACUCCGAAGGUGCCCGACGUCAAUCGAGUAGCAGCACGAAUAGUUGAUCAUCUGACAACGCCGAUGAGACAGCUUCAGAUGAACGAGAUUGAGUACGUGGCCCUGAAAGCGAUCGCAUUCUUCGAUCCACUCGCGAAAGGCACAGAAGAAUCGCAUCGUGACAUCGAUGACACCCGUCAAAAGUUGCUGGAUUCGUUCGAACGCCACGUGCGACAGGUGUCGCCGCUUCGCGACACUCCUCGCCGCUUCUCAAACCUUCUACUUCUUCUUCCACCGAUGUUAGCUAUCGCUCGUGAUUUGAUUGAAGAUGUACAAAUGGCGAAACUGUUUGGCCUGGCUGCCAUCGAUAGGCUCAUGCAGGAGCUGUUGCUACCUCCCGAUAGCAGCACAGACAAAUUGCCUUGA
This is a messenger RNA of Cooperia oncophora, 801 nucleotides long. Lineage: Eukaryota; Metazoa; Nematoda; Chromadorea; Rhabditida; Trichostrongylidae. The record is from the annotation of a GenBank genome assembly.